Molecule: messenger RNA, 1080 nt
Organism: Ostreobium quekettii
Lineage: Eukaryota; Viridiplantae; Chlorophyta; Ulvophyceae; Bryopsidales; Ostreobiaceae
Source: the annotation of a GenBank genome assembly
AUGCACCGCGGCGGGGUAGGGCAGAGCGAGCGAGCGAAUGCGAGGGACGACGGCAGGCUGACCACGGUGAACAGGGACAGGCUUGGUGACGCGCUGCAGCGGCAGGGAGCGGAGAUGUUCCCAGGGCUGAUCGAGUACAAUUUCCAGCACAAGUUGGUGGGGUUGGAUUUCGAGGCCAAGGAGGCCAGUUUUGAGCAGACGGGGGGGCAGGGAGUGGUUAAGAGGCCGUACGAGCUGCUGGUGGGCGCGGACGGGGUUUGGAGCGGCGUGCGGGGAGAGAUGGAGCGGGUGGGUUUCGUGACGGUCAGGCAGAAGAGGAACACCGGCGGGUUGAAGGUGAUGGAGGUGGCCGACCUGCCAGGGUCGGAGGAGGGCUGGGAGCGCUGCUGGCACCUAUGGCUGCGCCACUCGCCCAGGAUCGCCAUCAUGGGCUCGCCCACACCGGAGGGCCGCUACCGGCUGGCGAUGGGGACUUGGUACGACGACUGGUGCGGCGACCUGGAUCAGUUCAAGACGGAGGCGGGCGUGGAGGCGAUCAUACGGGAGAAGUUUCCCGACGUGUUCGAGGGGAGGGAGAUGCCGGACGGCCUGGCGCGUGGCCUCGUGGAGGAAGAGGUCAGCCACAACGGCGUGGAGACGGACUGCAGCGCGUUCCAUGCCGGGGAUGCGGUCGUGCUGGUGGGGGACGCCGCCCACUCCGUGUGGCCCAACGCGGGCCAGGGCUGCAACUCGGCCCUGGAGAGCUGCAGGAUCCUGGCGGGCCUGAUCGCCGAGCACGGCGGGCAGCUGGCCAAGGCGCUGCCGGCGUUCACCGCGAUGAGGAAGCCGGACACCGACGCGGCGGCAGCGAUGUCGCGCAGGGCGUGGCUGACGCCUCAGCACAUGCUUAGGGUGACGCUGCUGAACGGCCUGCACAGAGCGCUGCCGUUCGUGUUCGGCAUGCCCGCGGAGGAGCUGCUGAGGCUGGGCGAGGGGUCCUAUGCCAAGAUCGAGGCGCGCCACCGGUGGCAGAACAGGCAGAUCUUAAUGAUGGUCGCCGGCGCGCUGGGGCUGGCCGCCUUCGCCCUUGUCAGGAGGUAG